AUGAGGUUCCAUACAGCUCUCGGAGAGGGUGUGCUGUCCGCAGAUGGACUCGUCCACCCUGAGACGAAGCGAAUCUCGAAUGGGGUGCUCCACGAGGACGUGGACCAAGCCCCCCACCCGGCCGCAGUGAGGGCUGUCGAUGACCAGAUAAACUCCAUCACACUGCCACAGCUUCGCUCGAUAUGCCGGAGCUCCAUUGGGGGUGUCGACCCCAGUCUUCCGGUAUUCCCGCCCCAGCGAGUAUACGACCGUGUCCGGCGGCCCCGGGAGCGGAUCACGUCGGAAACCGACUGCUUUGUGCUCUGCCACAACGACCUCUGCCGUGAUGGGUUGUCGGAGGAGAUGUACGGUAAUUAG
Molecule: messenger RNA, 357 nt
Organism: Phialemonium atrogriseum
Lineage: Eukaryota; Fungi; Ascomycota; Sordariomycetes; Cephalothecales; Cephalothecaceae
Exons: 1
Coding region: 1-357 (118 amino acids)
Source: RefSeq, a predicted model, not a curated record